AUGGCGUUGCUCCUCCUCCGCAGGUGUGGCUGCGAUGAGCACGUGCAUGCUCGCCGCACGCCGCUCCCAAAUCGCCUCCGCGCCGCAGGCACGCUCCCGGUUACCACCAAAUGCGCGAUCGAUAGUAACAACGUUCAUCCGGCGAUCGCCCGUUUCGUCUUGCCGCUCGGCGCCACCAUCAACAUGGACGGCUCCGCUAUUGGUUUCCCGUGCAGAGUCUUCUUUGUGGCUCUUGCACAGGGAACGUGGACCAACCCGAGCCCGGCCGAUUUGUUCACCACCGCGCUCAUCUCGACGCUCAUGUCCAUUGGGGCGGCCCCGAUACCAAACGCAGGCCUGGUGCUGCUCACUCUCAUCCUCAACACGUGGAUCCCCGACCGGCUCGAGACGAUCACCAACGUCACCGGCGACAGCCUCGCCUGCGUGAUCAUCAAUCACCGCUAUCGAAAGGCGGUGGAGCGCUCGGUGCGGUUGAGCCAGCACUUAGCAGCGGAGGCGCAAGUCUCCCGCGCGGAAAAUACGGUGGCAGAGGCGUCGAAACGCGUUGACGACGUGGAUGGGGCGGACUGA
Messenger RNA from Emiliania huxleyi CCMP1516, 570 nucleotides. RefSeq lists its product as hypothetical. Gene Ontology annotation, molecular function: neutral L-amino acid transmembrane transporter activity; glutamate:sodium symporter activity; L-glutamate transmembrane transporter activity. NCBI's taxonomy places the organism in Eukaryota, Haptophyta, Isochrysidales, Noelaerhabdaceae. The record is from RefSeq and is a predicted model, not a curated record. The coding region runs from base 1 to 570 and encodes 189 amino acids. The transcript has 2 exons. Gene Ontology annotation, biological process: L-glutamate transmembrane transport. Gene Ontology annotation, cellular component: plasma membrane.